UUUUGAGUUUGCAUUGACUUGGUCUUUCUGCCAAGUGUGGAGCAUGAAUUAGCAUUGUUGGAAAUAUUGGAUUAGAUUCAUGAGAUUUACUUGUGUGAUGGUGAUGAAAUUUGUUUUGGAACUCCUUCCAAUUUGUCACCUUGAUUGUUGUACAAGGUUGGGGAGCUGAAGAAACUAAUUGAAGAGGGUAAAAUCAAGUACAUUGGUCUGUCCGAGGCAUCAGCUGCAACGAUCAGAAGGGCUCAUGCAGUUCAUCCUAUAACUGCAGUGCAGUUGGAGUGGUCCUUGUGGUCAAGGGACGUGGAGGAAGAGAUUAUCCCCGCUUGCAGAGAGCUCGGGAUUGGGAUUGUUGCCUACAGUCCCCUUGGUCGAGGAUUCUUGGCUUCAGGACCUAAACUUCUAGACAGCCUUGCCGAUGGAGACUUCCGAAGGACGCAACCAAGGUUCCAAGGCGAAAACUGGGAUCACAACAAAACCCUCUUCGAGAGGGUUUCUGAAAUCGCAAACCGGAAAGGAUGCACACCGUCACAACUGGCACUUGCAUGGGUGCACCACCAGGGAGAUGAUGUAUGCCCUAUUCCAGGAACCACCAAGAUCGAGAACUUCAACCAGAAUAUUGGAGCUCUAUCUGUCAAACUAACACCAGAAGAUAUGUCUGAACUUGAAGCGAUCGCGUCGACCGAUGCUGUGAAAGGUGAUAGAUACAUGGCAGGCAUGUCCACUUUCAAAGGUGCUGACACUCCACCUCUGUCUUCCUGGAAAAGCGAAUAGAAAGUGCUGUUCUUUAAUGCAGUGAGUGAGUAAUGGUUUGGCAAUAAAAUGAGCUUUCUGAGUUCAAGUUGAAGUUCUGCAAUUUUUCCAUAAUGAAGGUAUCUCAUGUAGUCAUGCCUCCCUGGUAUCGGUAUGUAACACCUUGUAUUGACAGAGCUUAGUUCUGCACAUUAUGCAAUCUAAAACAUUCGUGAGGUCUCCGGCAUGUGAUCCGCUACGACCAUUAUGCUCUAUGCUGAGUGUUGCUAACUGGAUCCAUGGAGAUUAGAGUUC
Molecule: messenger RNA, 1044 nt
Organism: Linum tenue
Lineage: Eukaryota; Viridiplantae; Streptophyta; Magnoliopsida; Malpighiales; Linaceae
Source: the annotation of a GenBank genome assembly